Molecule: messenger RNA, 1326 nt
Organism: Aspergillus melleus
Lineage: Eukaryota; Fungi; Ascomycota; Eurotiomycetes; Eurotiales; Aspergillaceae
Exons: 4
Coding region: 1-1326 (441 amino acids)
Biological process (GO): reciprocal meiotic recombination
Source: RefSeq, a predicted model, not a curated record
AUGCUUAGACGGCAGAAGCUUAUCAGAACCAUACGCUUCAAGGAGCACAUAGACCUGGCAGAACUUGCAAGAGUCGCAGCCUCCGACCCCCAUGCGAACGACCCGGGUACCUCGAAGUCGACUUUCGCCGUCGUCGUGAAACUGCCAUGCCUUGCGGUCAAAUAUCCAACUGGGAAUGGACAUAUACGUCGAUUUCAAAUCAAGUUCGGUCAGGACCGUGAUUACUAUGCAGCGUUGGCCAUCCUAAGCGACAUCAAAUGCCCUUUCUCUGAGCCCAGUAUCGGCCCGAUGCCACUAACUCGAAGGCCAUCUACUACACAGUGGCAGAUGGGAUCCUCUUCCAUUAAGGCCAGCACGGUCGGAGAGACGCCAGCGGCGGAUCGAUAUAUGUCCCAUGGUGCCCUCGUUCAACCCCACGGUAUAACAGCAAGUGCAUCUGCAGCGCCAUCCAGUGUUACAGCCGCUCAAGCAUCCCUACCGUCCUCUUCAAGCACCAUGCACAACGUCCCUCCGGAUUUCUGGACUAACGGCACCAACCAGGGAGGCAUGCGAGAUGACAUGGCAUCGGGACAGACUUUACCAAUGCCGCCUAAUUCAAAUGCACCGGUCCGGAGACCCUCAACAGCUACUACCUGCUACGAUACGAAUUCCUUAGAAGCUAUACUACCUCCGAAACGCAAGCUUCCGUUCCUCCAACCCGCGCCGCCACGGGCUCCAACCGUACCAGAGUCAUCUACCAUGCGCUCACAAAUACCGCCUGUUGAAAGUAUGAUCGAGAAUGCAGAAUCAACCCAGAGCGGCGUCUGUAACCUGGUGCUGACCACCAGUCUCGAAUUAGGCUCUAACCCACGAGAAGGUGCGAACUGCAGACCCGCAACAUCGGCAGGUCAUAUAUUUCGCAAACCAGACCAAACCGGUAGGUCUACAGAUGUAAAUGCAAGGGCUAUCGCACCUGCACCCAAGCGCACCAAGAUCUCGCCACCUGAGAACCCCUCGACAUUACCUAAACCUACAAGUAUUCCCAUCUCACUACCAACCGAGCCAUCCCCGGUACCAUCCUGCCUUCCACCAAACCAGCAGCAUCAUGAACCCGGCAAUUCUGCACAAAGCACAUCUGCUCCAAACAUAUCCUUCCCCGAAGAAGACGCCGAGAGACAAGACCUAGCUCCGGCUCUGGCGAACCUCUCAUCAUACUUAUCAGCACCCACGGCGGAGCGGACCAAAAGUCUAGAGAAUUGGAUCUGCCAACAUAUCGAAGACGACGGAUUUAUUCAGCUCUGUCAGGAUGUAGAGAGCAUAUGGAGACGUAUUGCCGUGGGAAAAUAA